UAUUUUGUUUUGUGCUGCGGCGGCGGUUUGAUGACGUGUUUCCGCUUCGGUCACGGCGCGAUUUGAAGCGGGGAAGCGGCGCGAGACACUCGGAUGUGAGAUGACGUCAGUGGGCCGAGCUGCUGCUGCUGCUGCUGAUGAUGAUGCUCCUCUUCAUCAGUCGUGUGUUCCCGCUCUGACGCGCUCCUGGCCGUCGUCUCCUCUCUCAGCGCUGUCCUCGUCUCGUCAGGUCACCGCGCGUCUCUACAGCUCCUUACAGCACAGCCGAGAGCAGGAGGUCAAAGGUCACGCGGCCAGGCAGGUGUCGUUCGCUCUGUCCUCUCCUGAUCUCACUGCUGUCAGGACGACCGCAGCCACGCCCCCUCUCCUCUCUCAUAGGCUGGAGGACCUCAGCCUGGACUCCACCUCCUCCUCGCAUGAUGUGAUUGGCUCAGGAGUGGAGGGGGUGGAGUCAGAGGCAGAUGGAGAGAUGGACCUGCAUCUGCAGAGCAGCCUGAGCAGAUCGGCACAGCUGACGAGUGGAAGGAAGCACAUAGAGGAAAUGGAGAAUGUAAGGACACACUUACAGUUCAUACUGAGAAACACACCAACAUCAGCGGACCGACACGAUUUUCUGGCCCCUGCAUCACAGCACUUCCUGGAUGAUUCACACGAGAGCGACGCCACGUCACACCUGCUCAGUGCUGGGUUGUCUGUGGGCGGCGUGGAGCAGCUGUUCCCGCGUUAUUCCCGUCUUCAUGCAGACUCGAGCGGCGCUGCGUCAGAGCUGCAGGUGUUGAGAGAGAGUCUGGACAGAGAGCGGGAGCGCCGGAAGGUGUGUGAACAGCAGGUGGUGUCUCUCCACAGUAAAGUUCUUCAGUUUCAGCAGCAGUUAACACUCGCUGUGGCCGCUGACCGCAAGAAAGACAUCAUGAUCGAACAACUCGACAAGACGUUGGUGAAAGUGGUCGAGGGCUGGAAGAAACACGAUCAGGAGCGAAACGAGGAGAUGAAACAUCUGCAGGUGGAGAAGGAGAUGGCAGAGAGAACAUGCAACACACACAAACAGGCUCUGUCCCGUGUUGAGCAGAAUCUCUCUCAGGUAGAAGAAAAACUAAACCAGGAGCAGAAACACAAGCAGGAGCUGCAGAAGACCAACAAACACCUGGAGCAGGAGGCGCGUGAGCUGCGUCUGCGUGUGGAGGAGCUCCAGCAGGAGGAGCAGAAGCUGCGCAGAGAUGCAGACAGACUCCGAGAGCAGCUGCACAAGCUCCAGACGGAGUCACAUGACACACGGACACACGCACAGCAGCUCCAGCAGCAGCUCACACACGCCACGCAGCAGCUACACACACACACGGAGCAGGUGAAACAGGAAGUGGCCGCGCGUGAAGAAGCCGAGAGCAGGACGCGGCAGAUACAGGAAGAGCUGGAGCAGAUCAGGAGAGAGAGAGAUGCUCUGAGAGUGGACCGAGCGCUGGAGCAGACACGGUUCGAGGCGCAGAAGUCUCAGAUGGAGGCAGAGUUUCGUCUGUCGUUAGAGCGGCAGAUCAAUGAGAGACUGACGGCCAUACAGGAGGAGAACGCAACACACAAUGCACAACUACGACAACAACACAGGAAGCAGCUGCUGGAUCUGAGUGCGCGGCACGAGCGGGAGCUGGCGGCUCAGCUGGAUCAGUUCAGAACACAGUUACAGGAGAAAGACGACAAACUGCAGCAUCUCACACACAGCUACCAGCACAAGUACAGCUCCAAACUGUCAGAGAUGCAGGAAGAGCUGGUUUCCAUGGCGGCGUCUAAAAGGAAGCUGGAGGCGCAGAGGGAGGAGCUUGUGUCCCGCCUACAGGGAAUGAUGCGCUCCCAUUGGGCGGAGGCUUUGAGGCUGUUGACCAAUCAGGAGCAGAUGGAGAGUUUUUUAUCACCCGUCGCUCAGUGGGAAGCAUCCAAAACGUCCUCUUCUCCUCCUAAAAGGGACACACAUGCGUCAGCUCCGCAGGCCGUGGUUCUGCAUCUGUCCAGAGAGAAAGAGCGAGGGAUGAGAUCAGAGGAGCAAGAGACGAGAGCGCAGAGUGAAACAAGCUCACACUCGGAGUUUGGACUGUUGAACUGCAGCACUUCAUUCUGUCCACUGGAGCCAGUGCUGGAGCACACGGAUAUGACAGCGCUCAGUGACUGCAGUGGAUUGUGGGUCAGGCCUGCGUUCUCAGAGAAUGAAACGAUGAAAGAGAGGAACGAGGAGACGAGAGAAGUUCAAAUGAAGCAGAUUCUCAAUCUGAAUCACAGUCAGUGUGAAUCCAAUCAGAUCAGAGUGAUGCAGAAGCAGAACCACGCCCCCACAGACACACGGACCAAUCACAGCUCCAGUGCAGACAGUGGGCGGGGCAGGGUCGGGGCUUCUGGAGUGUGGUAUAGUAGUGAUUCAGAGAAAGUCCCGCCCAUCAGAGAUGAAGCUCCGCCCAACAGAAUGAGAGUUUCCUCUCUAAAUGAAGACAACAGACAGAAUGAGCUGCAGUAUUACGUGUCAAAGCUGCUGGAACGCUCCCCCGGUGACCCUGUGGACGAGGCAAUCAAAGAGCUUAAACAUGAGCCUGAGCGUCACAUGAGCGAGCCGAGAUCAACCCUGGAGCAGAAACCAGAUCAGCGUGACAAACCAGAGGCGUGCGUGUCGUCUCGAAGCGUCCCGAGCAGAAGAUCAGCGAGCCGCAGAGGAGGACCUCAGAGAGUCUGGAGAUGACCUCAUUUUACUCACUUAUUCAUGUGCUUUAUUAUAUUUGAAAUAAACUCU
Molecule: messenger RNA, 2767 nt
Organism: Sinocyclocheilus rhinocerous
Lineage: Eukaryota; Metazoa; Chordata; Actinopteri; Cypriniformes; Cyprinidae
Gene: cntrob
Product: centrobin, centrosomal BRCA2 interacting protein
Exons: 19
Coding region: 101-2716 (871 amino acids)
Biological process (GO): regulation of cilium assembly; centriole replication; centrosome separation
Cellular component (GO): centrosome; centriole
Source: RefSeq, a predicted model, not a curated record